This is a messenger RNA of Prionailurus viverrinus (fishing cat), 7213 nucleotides long. Its product is annotated as angiotensin-converting enzyme. NCBI's taxonomy places the organism in Eukaryota, Metazoa, Chordata, Mammalia, Carnivora, Felidae. The transcript is spliced from 25 exons. Gene Ontology annotation, cellular component: plasma membrane. The record is from RefSeq and is a predicted model, not a curated record. Bases 2979 to 6920 code for a protein of 1313 amino acids. Gene Ontology annotation, molecular function: peptidyl-dipeptidase activity; metallopeptidase activity. Gene Ontology annotation, biological process: proteolysis.
GCCACCCAGGCACCCCUAUAUCUAUAUUUCUUCUAAUAUGUUUAUGAUUUUAGCUCUUACAUUGUCUGUGAUCCAUUUUGGGUUAAUUUUUGUAAAUGAUAUGAGAUAGGAAUCCAACUUCAUCUUUUGGCAUGUGGAAAUCCAGUUUGUCCCAGAACCAUUUGUUAAGAAGACUUUCUUCCCUUUCCCUCCACCCCAUUUGUCCGGGCACCCUUAUCAAAAAGUCAAGUGAAUGUAAAUGUAAGGGUUUAUUUCUAGACUCUCAAUCUUAUUCCAUUUGGGAGCAUAUUUUUCUAAGGGAUUUUUUUUUCCUCGAUCUGUGGUAGCCGGUGAUCUCUCCUCCCCUGGAAGAGAGGUGGAGAUAUUGAGUGAUCUCCCAAGCAGGCUGCAUUUCCUUUGUUGGGUCAGGCAUCCACAGCGCUGUGCACUGGCCUAAUCACAGUGACCUCCUCCUAUAGGAAUCAGAAACCCCUCCAUUGUUUUGAUGGCAGCCAGGAAGCAGCUGACUGACCAAAGGACCUUAUCUCUUUCCUACCUCUCAAGGUUAUUGCAAACAUCAAAUUAGAUAAUUUCCACAAAAGAAUUUAGGAGGUCUAAAGUGCUAUCCAGAUGUAAGGUGUAUUCUUACUAUAGCUCUCCCUCAUGAAUAAGAACCUAAAAACAGAGUGAGAAGUUUUUAACUUUUACUCAUUGGGAUCAAGGCAGUGUCAAUGUUAUUGCAAAUUCCCGAUUAGUGAGGUCUGGCUCUUCCUGUUGUUCUUGUAGGCUGUGAGCCUCCCGCCUGGAAAGUGAAUACGAUUGGUGUUUAUUCCUUUUAUCCACGUCCCCCCUUCCUUGAAUGAGGGCCUACUUUGUGCCAGGCACUGUGCUAAGCUCUAGGAAAACCCGAGAAUAAGGCAGACAGAGUCUCUGUCUCCUGGAGUUGAUGGCGUAGUAGGGAAGCAGCACCCCUCAACAAGCUAUUAUAGUAAAUGUGACCGUUAGAGAGGUGCAGUGACGCCUCCAACCAGCCCUGGUAUCAGUUUGCUCCACGCAAACCACAGGGAUCAGACUGUCUUCCCACCUGUUUACCUUUCUUCUGUGAUUUUUUGGCGAAGCAGAGGCUGCUCCAUGCCGAACCCAGAUGUUCUGUAGACAUCAUCACAAUGCCACACAGACCUGAGAGGGGACCAGCCUGCUCUACCAUCGUCCUAGAUGUGGUUCUCAGGAGCUCUUCAGAGGGCAGCCCUGGCUGAAACCUGCCUCCAUCCUGCCUUCCUGGGGUUUCUUUCCUGAAGACAGAAAAAGGCUCCCUGGUUACAAGCUAAGCCUCCCGCUCUUUUUGCACUGCACCCAUCCUCCUCUCCUCCCCCCUCCUCCAGGGGCUGAAAGGGUGUCGCUCUCACCACCCCACCCCACCCCCACCCCACCCAAGCCUCCGGUGGAGACUCUUCCUUCCCAGAAAACAGCAGCUCACUUGUGUGCCCCAUGGCUCAUUGCCCUCAUAGCAUGGAAAACCAAGCUAUGAGGACCCCCUGAGAGCACCUUCCUCUUCAACCCACCUCUACCCCCAUCCUCCUCCACACCUGUCUUCCUGGCACUGUGUCAUCUGACAAGACGGCACCAUCUCGGGGUUCCUCAGGUCACGGCCUCCUGCACAUGCUCCAUGACGAGGUGAGCCCAUGUGUCCCUCAGAGCUUCAGGCUCCAUCCACACGCGGGUACCCAGGAUCCCCAACUGCGCCAAGCAGCUGAACGCCUUGUGGGCGCCUGCGCAGCUCUCGACUGCUUCUUUUCCUGCUGCUUCUGCCCUGCCUCUGCUUCUUCCAGCCUCCCCUCCCACGCCCUUCUCCACAUUCUACUAUAGCAUAUAGGGUCCUCCCACCUCUGGGGACAGAUGUCCCCAGGAGGAGUUAGGGGAGGACCCUCAGCUUCCACAACCUGGGGAGAUGCCAUUCUCUCCCUUCCCUGUGCUUGUCACUUGGAGGGACACGUGGAUGAGACAGGGAAAGAAUGAGGAGUGUGGAGGCCUGAGGUGACUUGGAGCCAGCCACUCAACCUAAGUCUUGAUCUCUUCAUCUGUCAGUGAAGGGGUACUUCCCAUCAGGAGGCUCAUCUCUAGCUCUCAGAGGCUGCAAGUCUGUGUGGUUGUUUCUGUGUAAGCGACUGACAGCUUGUGUCCCCAGUGGGAAGAGGGCAUGUGUGCCAGCCCUCCCGUCCCUCUAUGCAAACCCUGUCACAACAGCCCCUUCCAUUCUUCCCCCCUUUCCCGGUAGUCCCCCACCCAGUGUGCAGGUGCGCCGGGGGCUCUGAGCAUCUCUGCGGCACCUCCCCCGGGGCGCCUCCAGCCUCCAAAGCCGAAACUUUCCCCGCGCGGGUGCAGGCCACACCCCCUCCCCCCAAGGCCUGGCGGAGAAGCUGGACCCGGUGACUGAUCAUUAACCCCAUCUCUGCUGCACCAGCGGCGCUGCGGACAGCUCCCCCACUUUGUCACUGGGGAACCCAGAGAGGCCUGGGACGGUGAGGCCGGAAGAUUGAGCAUCGCAGACCGCCGGGCUCCCGGGGGCCUGCGCCGAGGCUGGGUGAUGGCAGGGAGAGGGCACCGUGUGCAGACUUGGGUGUUCCAGCAAACUGCUGGCUCCCUCAGCUUCAGAGGUGUGUGUGUGUGGAGGGGUCCCCCUUUCAAGCUUCCUCUGUGAGAGCCUGACCUGAGCCCCCUCCGCCACCGUCACCCCCCCCCCCCCGCCCCCGGCUGCAGGUCGCAGGGGGUCGCCUUGGCCCCUCCCCGGCCAGUCGCCCCUGCCCGGGCGGGCCAGGAAGCUUCGGUCCCCGCCCCGCUCGGUUAGGCCCGUGGCUGGGGGACUUUGGAGCCGAGGAGGAAGCGCGGCGGGGCGGGGAGGUGGGGGUGUGUCGGAAGGCGGCGGCGGGGUUUUAUAAUCCGCAGGGCGGGAGCGGCGCGGGAGAAGGGGCUGCGCCGCGCCGUACACCGCGUACCGCGCCAUGGGGGCCGCGUCGGGCCGUCCUCGGCGGGGGCCGCUGCCGCUGCUGCUGCUGCUGCUGCCGCCGCUGCCGCUGCUGCUGCCGCCGCCGCCCGCCGCCCUGGCGCUCGACCCCGAGCUGCAUCCCGGAAACUUUUCCGCCGACGAGGCCGGGGCGCAGCUCUUCGUGAAGAGCUUCAACUCGAGCGCCGAGCUGGUGAUGUACCAGAGCACGGUCGCCAGCUGGGAGUACGACACCAACAUCACCGAGGAGAACGCGCGGCUCCAGGAGGAAGCAGCCCUGCUCAACCAGGAGUUUGCUGAGAUCUGGGGCCAGAAGGCUAAGGACCUGUAUGACCCAAUCUGGCAGAACUUCAGUGACCCGAUCCUGCGAAGGGUCAUCAGUGGUGUGCGCACCCUGGGCCCUGCCAACCUGCCUGUGGCAAAGCGGCAGCAGUACAACUCUCUGCUAAGCAACAUGAACAGGAUCUAUUCCACGGCCAAGGUCUGCUACUAUCCCAACAAGACUGCCAUCUGCUGGUCCCUGGACCCAGAGCUCACCCACAUCAUGGCUAUAUCAAGAAGCUACUCCGUGCUGCUCUAUGCCUGGGAGGGCUGGCACAAUGCUGUGGGCAUCCCGCUGAAACCCCUGUACCAGAACUUCACUGCCCUCAGCAAUGAGGCCUACAAGCAGGAUGGCUUCUCAGACACGGGGGCCUACUGGCGCUCCUGGUAUGACUCACCCACCUUCGUGGAGGAUCUGGAACACCUCUACCAUCAAGUAGAGCCCCUCUACCUGAACCUCCAUGCCUAUGUCCGCCGUGCGCUGCACCGCCGAUAUGGGGACAGAUACAUCAACCUCAGGGGACCCAUCCCUGCUCACCUGCUGGGGGACAUGUGGGCCCAGAGCUGGGACAACCUCUAUGAUAUGGUGGUGCCUUUUCCUAACAAGCCCAGUCUCGACGUGACCAGCACUAUGGUGAAGAAGGGCUGGAACAUUACGCACAUGUUCCGAGUGGCAGAGGAAUUCUUCACCUCCCUGGGGCUCUUGCCCAUGCCUCCUGAGUUUUGGACAAGGUCCAUGCUGGAGAAACCAACCGACGGGCGUCAGGUGGUGUGCCACGCCUCUGCCUGGGACUUCUACAACAGGAAAGACUUCAGGAUCAAGCAGUGCACGCGGGUCACUAUGGACCAGCUGUCCACGGUGCACCACGAGAUGGGCCACGUGCAGUACUAUCUGCAGUACAAGGACCAGCCUGUCUCCCUGCGCCAAGGGGCCAACCCUGGCUUCCACGAGGCCAUCGGGGAUGUGCUGGCGCUCUCCGUCUCCACUCCUGAACAUCUGUACAAAAUUGGCCUGCUGGACAAUGUCAGCAAUGACAUGGAAAGUGACAUCAAUUACUUGUUAAAGAUGGCACUGGAAAAAAUUGCCUUCCUGCCCUUUGGCUACUUGGUGGACCAGUGGCGCUGGGGGGUCUUUAGUGGACGAACCCCCCCUUCCCGCUACAACUUUGACUGGUGGUAUCUUCGAACCAAGUAUCAGGGAAUCUGUGCUCCAAUUGCCCGAAAUGAAACGCACUUUGAUGCCGGAGCUAAGUUUCAUGUCCCAAAUGUAACACCGUACAUCAGGUACUUUGUGAGUUUUGUGCUGCAAUUCCAGUUCCAUCAAGCCCUGUGCAAGGAGGCGGGUCACCAAGGCCCACUGCACAAGUGCGACAUCUACCAGUCCACCCAGGCGGGGGCCAAGCUCAGGGAGGCGCUGCGGUCAGGCUCUUCACGGCCAUGGCAGGAGGUGCUAAAGGAGGCGAUUGGCUCAGAUACACUGGAUGCUCAACCUCUGCUCAACUACUUCCAGCCGGUCAGCCGGUGGCUGCAGGAGCAGAAUCAGCGCAACGGCGAAGUGCUGGGGUGGCCGGAAUACCAGUGGCGGCCACCAGUACCCCACAAUUACCCACAGGACAUUGGCCUGGUGACCGAUGAGGUGGAGGCUAGAAAGUUUGUGGAGGAAUAUGACCGAAGAUCCCAGGUGAUAUGGAAUGAGUAUGCUGAGGCUAACUGGAACUAUAACACCAACAUCACCACAGAGGCCAGCAAGAUCCUGCUACAGAAGAACAUACAGAUGGCAAACCACACCUUGAAGUUUGGCACCUGGGCCAGGCAGUUUGAUAUGACCAGCUUCCAGAAUGACAGCAUUAAGCGGAUGAUGAAGAAGAUUCAGGACCUAGAGCGGGCAGCACUGCCUGCCAAGGAGCUGGAGGAGUAUAACCAGAUCCUGCUGGACAUGGAAACCACUUACAGCGUGGCCUCUGUGUGCCACGCCAAUGGCACUUGUCUGCAGCUGGAGCCUGAUCUGACGAAUCUGAUGGCCACGUCCCGGAAAUAUGAAGAUCUGUUGUGGGCCUGGAAGAGCUGGCGAGACAAGGUGGGGAGAGCAAUCCUCCCCUUUUUCCCCAAAUAUGUGGAACUUGCCAACAAGGCCGCCAAGCUCAAUGGCUACGAAGAUGCAGGUGACUCCUGGAGAGCCAUGUACGAGAUGCCAACCCUGGAACACGACCUGGAGCAGCUCUACCAGGAGCUGCAGCCGCUCUACCUGAACCUGCACGCCUACGUGCGCCGGGCCCUGCACCGCCACUACGGGCCCCAACACAUCAACCUGGAGGGCCCCAUUCCAGCUCACCUGCUGGGGAACAUGUGGGCUCAGACCUGGUCCAACAUCUAUGACUUGGUGGUGCCUUUCCCUUCAGCCCCCAAGAUAGAUGCCACAGAGGCCAUGAUAAAGCAGGGCUGGACACCCAGAAGGAUGUUUCAGGAAGCGGACAAUUUCUUCACCUCCCUGGGGCUGUUGCCUGUGCCCUUUGAGUUCUGGAACAAGUCAAUGCUAGAAAAGCCGACUGACGGGCGGGAAGUAGUGUGCCACGCCUCUGCCUGGGACUUCUACAAUGGCAAGGACUUCAGGAUCAAGCAGUGCACCACUGUGAACAUGGAGGACCUGGUGGUGGCCCAUCAUGAAAUGGGCCACAUACAGUAUUUCAUGCAGUACAAGGACUUGCCUGUGACCUUCCGGGAGGGUGCCAACCCUGGCUUUCACGAGGCCAUUGGAGAUGUGCUGGCCCUCUCAGUGUCUACCCCCAAGCACCUCCACAGUAUCAACCUGCUGAGUAGCGAGGGUGGCGGCUAUGAACAAGACAUCAAUUUUCUAAUGAAGAUGGCACUCGACAAGAUCGCCUUUGUCCCCUUCAGCUACCUCGUCGACCAGUGGCGCUGGAGGGUAUUUGAUGGAAGCAUCACCAAGGAGAACUACAACCAAGAGUGGUGGAACCUCAGGCUAAAGUACCAGGGCCUCUGCCCCCCAGUGGCCCGGGCUCAAGGGGACUUUGACCCAGGGGCCAAGUUCCACGUUCCUUCAAGUGUGCCUUAUAUCAGGUACUUUGUCGGCUUUGUCAUUCAGUUCCAGUUCCACGAGGCUCUGUGUCAGGCAGCUGGCCACAAGGGCCCCUUGCACACAUGUGACAUCUACCAGUCUAAGGAGGCAGGAAAGCGCCUGGCGGAUGCCAUGAAACUGGGCUUCAGUAAGCCAUGGCCAGAAGCCAUGAAGCUGAUCACAGGCCAGACCAACAUGUCUGCGUCCGCCAUGAUGAACUACUUCAAGCCGCUGCUGGACUGGCUUCUCACUGAAAAUGGGCGGCAUGGGGAGAAGCUGGGCUGGCCUCAGUACAACUGGACACCAAAUUCUGCUCACUCAGAAGGCCCCGUCCCGGGCAACGGCCGUGUCAACUUCCUGGGCCUGGACCUGGAGGAGCAGCAGGCCCGCGUGGGCCAGUGGGUGCUGCUCUUCCUGGGCGUAACCCUGCUGGUGGCCACCUUGGUCCUCACCCACCGGCUCUUCAGCAUCCGCCGUCACAGCCUCCACCAGCCCCACCAUGGGCCCCAGUUUGGUUCCGAGGUGGAGCUGAGGCACUCCUGAGAUGACCGGGCUGGGCUGGGCCUGCCGGGGAGCUUCUGCCACCAAGAGACCAGACUGGGGGCGUGGGGGCGUGGGCAGAGGACCCACCACUCCUCUCAAGGCUCACCUCAGCCAGCCCCCCUCCUCCCACCCUGUUCCCCCACUACCAUGUCUAGAGUCCCGUACUGACCAUCUGCCCUCCAGACCGCAAACUCCCACGGACCCUGCCCCCAAGUCCCUGGGCAGCAGGCCGCCUAACAUGGAGCCCCCUCCCAGUCUCUCUGUGAAUACAAUUAAAGGACCUGCCUCCCCCA